Messenger RNA from Fusarium pseudograminearum CS3096, 1080 nucleotides. RefSeq lists its product as uncharacterized. NCBI's taxonomy places the organism in Eukaryota, Fungi, Ascomycota, Sordariomycetes, Hypocreales, Nectriaceae. The coding region runs from base 1 to 1080 and encodes 359 amino acids. Gene Ontology annotation, cellular component: extracellular region. The record is from RefSeq and is a predicted model, not a curated record. Gene Ontology annotation, molecular function: chitinase activity; chitin binding. Gene Ontology annotation, biological process: chitin catabolic process; carbohydrate metabolic process. The transcript has 4 exons.
AUGAGCUCCUCAAGAAAGUCCAAGAUGGCUUCCAACUUGUCUGAUGUCAUGUUCACAAACGCUGUAUACUUCCCCAACUACCGGAUAUACCAAGGAGAUACACCGGGCAUGCUUAACUACAGUUGCAUCAAUCAUGUCUAUUACGCAUACGCCAGUGUUUCAGCCGAUGGUGGUGUAUUUUUAAGCGAUGAGUGGGCGGACGCUGGUGCGCCUGUUGAUGGUGUUCAGGGAGGUUUAGGAUCUCUGAUGCAUCUUAAGCAAAAACAUCCUCAUCUUCGAGUUGUUUUGUCAAUUGGUGGAGGAAACUCGUCAGAAAUCUUCCCCGUCGUGGCAUCAAGCACUCUUCUGCGAGACAACUUUGCUCGAUCAGCCAGAGGACUUGUCGAGGCCUCUGGCCUAGAUGGAAUCGACAUUGCAUGGGAGUACCCUUGUGAUGCGCAACAAGGUUAUGACUUUUUGGCUCUACUAGCAGCCGUCCGAAUUCACCUCCCCGAGGAGCAUUAUGUCCUCACCGCUGCACUUCCUGCAGCCAAGGCUGUCUUGCAGUUUCUAGAUUUGAUGGAGAUUGCCGAAUACCUGGAUUUCAUCAAUUUGAUGGCCUACGACUUUUUCGGUUCGUGGACCCCCAAAGCCGGUCACCACGCACAACUUUACGCCAUGGACAAGGAAGAGACAUCGGCUUCUUCAGGGGUUUCGUAUCUCAUGUCCAAAGGAUUCCCUCCCAAAAAGAUUCUGCUUGGCAUUCCAACAUUCGGACGAAGCUUUCUUCACUGCACUGGUGCAGGGCACAAGUACAAGGGCAUUGGUGGCGCUGAGGAUGGCACCUUCGAGUACAACCAGCUCCCACGCAAGGGCUGCAAGGAGGUCGUUGACAAACGCCAUGUGGCAGCACAAUGCAUGGGAGCAGAUGGUGGCUUCGUGACGUACGACAACCCGGACACCGUCAAGAUGAAGGCGGGCUUCUGUAAGCAAAAGGGACUAGGUGGACUCUUUUACUGGAAUGCUCCAGCUGAUUCCAAGGACAAGUCGAGAAGUUUGGUUGCGGCUGGCUUCCGUGCCCUGCAUUCGUCUUCGUCCUGA